Messenger RNA from Python bivittatus (Burmese python), 862 nucleotides. The record is from RefSeq and is a predicted model, not a curated record. Lineage: Eukaryota; Metazoa; Chordata; Lepidosauria; Squamata; Pythonidae.
GUGCUUUAGAAGGAUCACCUUGAGGUCAGGAAAAUACACGCCGCCGGUUUUCAAACCGCCUCCUCAUCACGGACAUUCACAGCUAUUUAAUCGCAGAAACCAGCCUGUGAAACUUUCCAUGCCACGGAGAUAAAGAGGAUCAGCUGACCCUGCGUUAGAAACGCGGUGAAGUCAGAGAUCGGGCAGAUUUUCCCGGCCGGUGGGCAACCGCGCUAUGGGGGAGCUGCAGGUCAUAGCAACUACGGUGUAUGGAAAACUUGACACGUUGUUCAGAGACAACACGUACAAGCCUGGUGUUCUUCCAGAAAUCCUGAACUCUAUUUUUGAAGAACAAGUCAAAAUGCUACGGAACACCAUAAUUGAAAACAGAGUGAAGUGUGAACGCCACUGUGGCAUAAACCAGUACGAAGCCAUCUCCUGUGAGACAUGCAAUGUAACCAAACCAACUUGCUUUGGCUAUAAUUGCGAGUCCUCAGAAGAAUGGAAAGAUGCCUUGAAGGGUCUCUAUGAGUACAUGAAGAAUUUGAGCACGGAGCCAGGCGAGUGGGCAAUGGCUCUAAAACAAGUCCCUGCGUUUAGUCAUUGUACCUCCACAAGCCCGGAGACACUGAAUUUUACAAGUAUAGGGGACACUCUAUCAAAAAACUGGCUCAAUUUGAUGGCCUUGAAGGACCUGGAAGAUGACACACCUGUCUUGCAACUACUUGCGCCUAGUUGUUGAGUUGCUGUUUCUUUUGUGUAACACAAAUUUAACACACAAAAUAAAGUGAAGAGAUUCGUCUAACUGCUAUCCCACUGAUUAACCCCCCUAUAUUCAUAUGCACAUUGAAGAAGAGCAUUUUCUCAAUGUCCCUGUUCCCCA